UAAUACUUCUUACCAAGGUCCGCAACGUAAAAAUGCCGAUAUAAUGGCACCAUAUCUAUUUCUAGGAUUUUUACCAGUUAGUCUGACCAACAAAAGCACUACACAAGGAUACCGUGCUGCAAAACAUGACUUUACCUUCAAAAACUGUGACGCCAAUCCGAACAGUUAUAUUACUUUCUACUAUAAUCCAAAUAAAACCUAUCCUGGUAGAGUUGGUGUUAGUAAUAAUUUUAUGAACGGUUGGAUUAAUUGGUCUUCUACAUUAUCUCAAAGUGAGUAUAUGAAUAAUGAAUUCUUUUUCGAUUUUGAGAUGCACAUGGGAGGUUGUGGUGGAUUCAUGACGUCGUAUUCUGUGAACAAUAUCAGCACAGCCUUAGGAUUACCUGUUUAUAAAGACUAUACCCAGACCUCAUCAACUGUAAUAAGAACAUCCACAGUGCUCACUACGGACGCAGUUGUAGUAACCAAUGCAACAACUUCACCGUUAACAAAUAAAGACAUGAAUGAAAUAGGAAUGGUUAUUGGACUUGUUGUGGGUCUGGUAUUGUUCAUACUUGUUCUGGUUGUAAUUUCUAUAUUCAUUCGAAGGUCUUUUGGAUCGAACAAAUUAAAAGAAUCGAAGGAAUGUUAUACUGGAUCUCAAAAUAAUGAUAUGGCACGUGAGACUGGACUUCCAAACAACACUCAGUACCUGGAUUUAAAAAAAGACAACUACCGAUUAUCACUACCAAAACCCCGCAAACCGUGCAGUUUCUGGUAGAAAACGAGAUUUAAAGCAAACAAAUUCAAAUUAUGAUUAUGCUACUGUUGACCCAUCUAGUGAACAAAGUCAUAUUUCUGAGAUAAUAUCUAACAAUGCAUCUUCAAACAACUACUUAGUUUUAGACCCAAAUAUAACGGGUUAUAACCGAUUUGAAGGUAAAACCAAAAACUGAUCAAUAUGAACUUGCCCAUCCAAUCAAUACGCGUAAUGAUAAAACAGGCUUUAUUACCAAACCAGAUCGCACAGAUAAUACGUAUGGUCUUCUUGAAGAAGGGGUGUAUGAUUCAUCACGCGACAAACGACAUAAACAAUCUACAACCUACAUUUACAGUCAUACUGUCGAUACGGUAUAUGAUUCUGCAAGUCGUUUCAGGUCGGAUUCGGAAAAUCAAGACACGUACGAUCAUUUCAUUGGAGGGAAAACAGAAGACAAUUACGAUAUUUCAAAAUGUUCUUAAUUUUUCAAAUCACACAGAAUACACUUUUCUAUCAAUUAUCAUAUUCUUUGAAAAAGUCUUUUCUGUAACAGUUAUUAACGAAGGAAAUACAAUUCCUCAGAAAAAAAAAUUUUGUCAGUCAUUUUGCCUGAAGUAUUCCCAUAUCUCAGAGACUAGAAAGCAAUAAUUCUACUCUAAUUUGUCGACAAAGAGAACACAAUGUCUACUUUUUGCAGCCAAUGAUAAUUAAUAAAAUAUUAUAUAGAAUAUAAAAAUAAUGUAUAAAUUCAGGGGUAAUAACAACAAGAAGGUAAAACAGAAAAAAAAAUAUAACAAAAAGAAAAAACG
Mytilus californianus (California mussel) is the source of this 1548-nucleotide messenger RNA. RefSeq lists its product as uncharacterized. The coding region runs from base 44 to 760 and encodes 238 amino acids. The transcript is spliced from 5 exons. The record is from RefSeq and is a predicted model, not a curated record. NCBI's taxonomy places the organism in Eukaryota, Metazoa, Mollusca, Bivalvia, Mytilida, Mytilidae.